UUAUGUGGCGGUGAAUAUUCAUCCAAGACUGGUAUUGAUAUGUAUGAUAUUGGUGAUAGCCUAAAUGCUUUCUCAGACAUCCCUGACUCAUUUAAGAAUAUCACACAGAAGCACUAUCCCCUUAUAAUAACCUUUCAGAAGUUUCUGGUAAUGCUUGAUGGAAGUUUGGGGAAUUCAUUUUUUGAUAAGUUUGAUGAUGGUGAGCUCUCGCUUAAAAGAACUGGAGUUUCAAGAUCUUUUGCUUUGCAAACACUUAUAAGAAAGAAGGAGGUCACGUAUCCCAGAUUUUUAUCAUCAUACUGGCCUCACUUUAAUACCCAGCUGACCAAGAAGCUUGAUUCUUCAGUUGUUUUCACGGAGAUAAUUUCUCAUUUAAAAGGUGACAUUACGUCUAAUGUGCCUUUUGAUAGCUGGCUCGACAGAGAGGCUUAUGUUGGUCUAUCUGAACGGCGUGCAUCUUCAUUAAACUGUGAUGCUAGGGAAAUUAUAUAUGAUAUUUUUCUAGCUUAUGAAAAGACGAAGCGUAGAAAUAGAGAGUUUGACAUGUCUGAUUUAGUAUGUGAUCUUCAUCGCAGAGCCAGAGUAUAUGGUAGAAAUGUGGGUGUCCAAAUGGAUUUUGUAUAUAUUGAUGAAGUUCAGGAUCUUACCAUGAGACAGAUCUCUCUUUUUAAAUAUGUGUGCAAAAAUUUUUCUGAAGGGUUUGUGUUUGCAGGCGAUACUGCUCAAACUAUUGCCCGGGGUGUUGAUUUCCGAUUUGAAGAUAUAAGGUCUUUGUUUUACAGUGUGUUCCUCCAAGAUCCUAGUUGUGAUCAUAUGAAAAGCUUUAAAGGAAAACGCAAGUCUAUUUCUGAUAUGUUUCAUUUGAACCAAAACUUCCGGACACAUGCUGGUGUGCUAAAAUUGGCUCAAAGUGUAAUUGACAUUCUUUGCUUCUAUUUUCCUCACUCACUUGAUCGCUUACAGCCAGAGACAAGUCUUAUAUUUGGAGAACCACCAAUUCUGCUGCGAUCUAGAUGUGAUGAAAAUGCAUUGAUGACUCUUUUUGGUCAUUCCACAGACAGCAGCUGUAGCCAUUUUAAUGGUUUUGGAGCAGAUCAAGUUAUACUUGUGCGUGACGAGUUAUCUAAGCAAAAAGUUCCUGAAAAUGUUCGGAAACAUGCACUUGUUUUGACAAUACUUGAAUGCAAAGGCUUGGAGUUCCAGGAUGUUCUGGUGUACAACUUCUUUGGAGACUCACCUUUACAAAACCAUUGGAGAGUGAUUUAUGAUUAUAUGAACUCACAUUGUCUACUGGAUCCCAGUACAAAUUCAUUCCAAAGAUUUGAAAUUUCCUACGUGUAG
Molecule: messenger RNA, 1341 nt
Organism: Asparagus officinalis (garden asparagus)
Lineage: Eukaryota; Viridiplantae; Streptophyta; Magnoliopsida; Asparagales; Asparagaceae
Product: TPR and ankyrin repeat-containing protein 1-like
Exons: 3
Coding region: 40-1341 (433 amino acids)
Molecular function (GO): ATP binding
Source: RefSeq, a predicted model, not a curated record